This is a messenger RNA of Bombus terrestris (buff-tailed bumblebee), 3741 nucleotides long. RefSeq lists its product as uncharacterized. The record is from RefSeq and is a predicted model, not a curated record. Bases 1068 to 1985 code for a protein of 305 amino acids. NCBI's taxonomy places the organism in Eukaryota, Metazoa, Arthropoda, Insecta, Hymenoptera, Apidae. The transcript is spliced from 2 exons. Gene Ontology annotation, molecular function: zinc ion binding; nucleic acid binding.
AAUUUGAAUUCGAUUCCGGUUGACGGUUGCACGUAGCAGCGAUAUUGUUUUAUCCGGAGUUUGUUUACUUUUAAAUCUCGUACAUCGAAACGGCGUUAAUACUCCGAGGUAAAACAAUAACACGAGUCACUCUCAAUUCGAAUCGUCCUAUAACUCAUGUGCCGCUACAUACGUAUAUAACAAAUAUUUCUUACAAUCUAGCGUGUGCAAUUGUGUAUGGGACCUUAGGUUUACUGUUCAUAGAUACUGUUAGGAAUUAAUCGAACGAAUUCAAAGCAAUCUUCUAUAUUAUCGGAAAUGCCGAAUUUGCGUGGUUUUGCUUUGACGCUCGUCCACGUUGACGAUUGUACAAAGAAUAACCGACUGCCCAUGUGACAGCGACUAUACCAAAAUCCACGCCAUUCCACGUUAUCUGACAAUGAACCGUUAAAUUCUAACCUGGCCUUUGGACACAUAGCCCAAACCAAACUUUCCCUAUCGCGUAGGGCGUUCGGAAUCCUCUCCUUGCCCCUCAACUCCUACAAACUCCGCCCAUAUAAAAACUACGAGCAUUUAACUACGAGACUAGUCUUGGGUACAGUGUUGGCCGUGGUUCGAACUAUUUUAAUACUUUGUAACUUCGCUACUUUAUUGUAAUAUUGCAAUUAAUAAUUUUUCCGAGUAAAAGCAUAUCAAAAUAUAAAAGUUAAGUUGAAUAUCAAGUUAAGCAAUAGUGAGAAGUUCUCGUUAGAAAAAUAAGACAUCUUACCUACUUGAAAAGGACUCGACUUGGCCUACGGAUCGUCAUCAAACUCACAAUCUGAAGCCUACAGCUUGAUAACGGACAUUCUACGGAAGUUCCAUUUCUACGGAUAUCAAGAGACAGCGGCAUUAAUCUGGAGCAAGUACUACAAGCGAUACAGAAGCACAGUGAAAUUCAGGAACAGAUCCAAAUACUAACACAACAAACAAGAGAAGAGAAUAAACGCCGCGAUAAUGAAAUCGAACUGCUAAAAAGAAAAAUUGCCGAAUUAAAGCUAGCCAUUGCAAAUCAGGAAACAAUUAAGAAGAAAGAUUCUAAAUUUGUCAUGAACAGCACAAAGAAAACCGCGAAAUCGAAAAAAAAGUAUCAUUGUGUACCUGCAGCGAGCGCACCCAAAACGAUAUUUGAUCCUAAAAGCAAUAACGAUGACAAAGCCAAAGAUAACAACGAACAACGCCAGACUAUGUUAUUAGCGAAAGAUGCAAUAAGAUACAUUCCAAUAUUAAACGGUGAGGAUGACAUUGGAGUGGAAGAUUUCAUAAAAGAAGUACAUUCUAUCCAAAUGUGUUGCUCCGAAAAAGAACUAUUAUUGAAAGCUAUAAAAAUCGAUAAAAUAGUUGGUAGAGCCGCGCAAAGUAUUCGAAACGUACCUAUUGAAAAUUAUAUAAACUUAUACGAUACUUUGAGAUCCAACAUAGUACUUGAAGCAACAUCUGACGAAUACGAAGAACAAUUACGCGAUUUAAAACAGGGACGCUACGAAUCUGUUCAAAAUUUCAGUAUCCGGUUCCGCUGCAUAUUGAAUAAACUUAUAUAUGCAAUAACCAGUGAAAAUCCGCAACUAAUUACAAGACGAAUAAUGAUUGAAGCCACCAUGAGGAAAGUAAGUCGAAUUUAUUUAAAAGGACUUAAAAACGACAUAGGACGUAUACUGUCAGCGAGCAAACUAGAUUCAUUGAACGAAACAGAAAAGAAAGCAGUAGACAUUGAAAGAUACCUACGAGAAGAAGAACAGGAAUGGAGGACAGGUACUCUUCCAACAGUAACGUAUAACCAACAGUUUAGUAACAGACUGAUGCAGACAAGCAGCCGACCAUUAGCUACAACACGUAAUUAUAAUCCAGUCAACAAAUGCGUUUCAUCGUUUUCUAACACCGAACGUGUACCAUUUGCUAAGCGGCAAGCAAAAUGUUUUAAAUGUGGCGAAUUGGGACAUGUUGCGAGAAUUCUGUGUCGACCAUGAGACUAGUCUUGGCCGCGAUUUGAACAAAUAUUUUAAUACUUUGUAACUUCGCUACUUCAUUACAAUAUUGUACUUCACCACUUUUGUGACUAAAAAUAUAAAAGGACAAUCAGGUUAAGCUAUUGCUCAGCUCUUCCUUUUUUUAUUACGAAUUUUACGUGACACCCUUGGCGUCGCAGCUGCGAAAGACAUCGAAGUCCGCGAUACCCUUGAGUAGCUUUGUUAUCUUUCCUUACAACCAAGGAUGACGUAACCCAGGCAACCGCUACGAGCGUUCGAACUAUAUUUUCUUACCAUACUAACAACAAAAAAUAAAAGCUAAAUUUCAACGAGUUAUUAUAUAAAUUAUAUGAUAUGUAUUUUAUAAACAGAAUUUAUUGUAACGAUAUAGAUAGAUUUCUUAGAUAUUUAAAGAAGAAAGUUGUUUGCAAUCAUACACUUGACAAUAUAUUCAAAAAUCAUCGAGAUCGGAAAAGACGUAACGGUUCUAUAGUUUCACCCAAUCGAUAUUUAUUAAUGAUAAGCAAACUAACUAUUAAUCUUGAGAAUUCCCAGUUAAACUUAAAAAUAAUUAUUGCAUUUUUAAAAAUAAUGAACAUUUAUUCCUUACAUAAGCAAUCUAAGGAUCGAUCUUGCGUUAUUUAUUGUAAAUUAAGAUAAAUAAAUUGUACACUUUAUUUUGUGCCGCUUAGGAUUGAAUUAUAACUUUACCGAAACAGUGCAAAGCAUUCUUUAAGCAUGAAUAUAAUAUAAAUAUUAUAUUACACUCUGAUCAGGCCUCUUACUACUUCUUUUACAAUUUUAUCAUAUUAUUUAACAGGAAAUUGAGAAUUUCACGUAUAAAAGGGUAAUUUUUGGAUAUAAUUGGAUUAAAUUGACAGUUCUUCAUAAUUUGCUUAUGAAAUUAUAAUUAUUAUCCUUCUAUGACGUGCAAAUAUAAUACAAUUUAACAUUUUUAAAAGUAUUAAAAUAUUAAGGACCGCAAGAAAUUCCCACUUCUGUAAAACCGUCCAUAUCCGAAUUUUCCUAUUCAUAAACAUAACCUUGUUAGGGUGAAAUACACACAAAUUCUGUUUUUAAUGAAAAUAUAUUGAUCCGCUAUAAUUAUGUAAUACUCUCUGUAGUAUAUCGUUUUUAAACCUUUGAGUCCUGAUUAAAUUUAGAAAAUAAUUUACAAAAUUUGGAUAGGAUAUAAAUAUUCUUCAAGAAUUAUAAGAGGUAAAAUAUGGAAGAUAAAUUGUUGCAUAUCUGUAUUUCAUUUAUAUAGCUAUAAUUUCUUUUUUCUUUGUUGAAGUUAAUUAGAAAUGUAUAUGAUCACUCUUUAGAUUGUAACCGCAAUCUGCUCAAUGUGUUAGAAACUCUAUACAGUUCAAAUCGCUAGUUAACAAUAUUGUAUAUAUUAGUUUAGUAAACAGACAAUAUACAUGUUUUAUAUUAUUAUAACUGUAAAUUCAUGUACCUGAUUUUAUUGAUGCAAUUUGUGCGAUGCGACCUAGUCGUAAGAGGUAUAGAAAUAUUUUUAAAAACAUAUAUAUUCAAUCCAAGUGCUCAAUGAGUGUUCGUGACCAUUAUAUGUGAGUUACAUACCUUUAUAUAAUACAUUAAAAUUAAAUUUGCUAACUCGAGCAGCACAACACUAGCAUAAUUUUGUAUAGCAUAUACAUAUAUAUAUAUAUACAUGUUUGUCUUAUUGUCAUUUUAUCGUGUGUUAUCGUAUAGCAUUUACUUGUAUAAAGAUUCGUUUAAUAAAUAAAUU